AUGUAUAACUUAGUGCCUUCAGGAAGAAAAUACAAUUCAGGGCUUAAUAUAAUACAUAAAUUUACAAAAGAGGUGAUACGUAAGAAAAAUAUCGCACGAUGACAAUCGCGAAACGGUUCUGCAAAAUUGGAAAACGAGGAUGGCGAACUUGACAUAGAUAAGCGAAAGAGGACAGUUUUUCUGGAUCUAUUACUAGAUCAGAAUGAGAAGGACGAAACUCCGUUAACUAAUGAUGAAUUGAGGGCACAAGUCGACACAUUCAUGUUUGAGGGUCACGACACAACUGCGAUUGCGAUGAUCUGGACGCUCUUUCUUUUGGGCAAUAAUCUCGAGCAUCAAGAAAAAGUUCAUGAAGAACUCGAGGAAGUUUUCAAAGAUUCAAAGACACCAGCCAGCGUAAAGGAGCUGUCGCAGUUAAUGUAUCUCGAUAGGAUCAUAAAAGAAACGCUCAGAUUAUUCCCAAGUGUACCUGUGAUCUCAAGAAAAUUAGCAGAUGUAAAGAUAGGCGAUUAUACGCUUCCGAAAGAUGCUACAGUCAUAUUGGGAAUCUCAUUAACGCAUACAAAUCAGGAAGUUUGGUCAGAUCCAAAAAAGUUCGAUCCAGAUCGCUUUCUUCCGGAUAAUUCGAAACAUAGAAAUCCAUAUGCCUACGUUCCAUUCAGCGCUGGACCAAGAAACUGUAUCGGCCAGAAAUUUGCUUUACUCGAAGAGAAAGCGGUAUUAACAGCCAUUUUGAGAAAGUGGAGAGUGAAAAGUGUAAAAGCAAUGGAUACAGUUCAAUACGGGCUCACUAUCACUUAUCGACCGUGCGAAGAGAUAUUCAUCCAUUUCACGCCAAAGAAAUAAUUAAUUUAUCAUACCAUAUACUCUAUACACUUUUAUGUAUACCUUGAAAUAUAUGGUGACGGUUUCGACGUUCUCGUCGUACAGAGGAUGACAUGAUAUAACGGAUCGUAAAUACCGAAAUCGUAAUAUUGGCAUA
Formica exsecta is the source of this 982-nucleotide messenger RNA. RefSeq names its product cytochrome P450 4C1-like. Lineage: Eukaryota; Metazoa; Arthropoda; Insecta; Hymenoptera; Formicidae. The record is from RefSeq and is a predicted model, not a curated record. The transcript is spliced from 5 exons. Gene Ontology annotation, molecular function: monooxygenase activity; oxidoreductase activity, acting on paired donors, with incorporation or reduction of molecular oxygen; iron ion binding.